This is a messenger RNA of Verticillium alfalfae VaMs.102, 351 nucleotides long. RefSeq lists its product with no specific name. Bases 1 to 351 code for a protein of 116 amino acids. The transcript has a single exon. Lineage: Eukaryota; Fungi; Ascomycota; Sordariomycetes; Glomerellales; Plectosphaerellaceae. The record is from RefSeq and is a predicted model, not a curated record.
AUGUCGUACCCGGGCCAAAUGCCCACGGGCAACCCGGUUACAGCAGCCAGCAGUAUCAGUAUCCGAACGGCCAGCAACAGGCCCCGCAACAGGCAUAUGUGCAGCAACACCAACAACAAGCGCCACCACUGCAUGGCCACGUUCAACAGCAGCAACAUGGGCUGCAGGUGCCACAGUACCAGCAGUACCAACAAUAUACACAGCAACAGCCUCAGCACCACCAGCGGCCUCAGCACCAUCAGCAGCACCAUCAGCAGCCACAGCAGCAGCAGCAGUUCCAGGGCUAUCAGCAUCAUGGACAAAUGCCCCAAGGCCACUAUGCCCACCUCUCUACACCCGCGCCGUCGAUGA